UUUGGAAUAUCUAACAAAUUUUUUAAGAUAGUUUUUGUUUACUUAUAAGUUGGUAUUGCAUAAAAAGCCGCCAAAAUGGGUAAACGACAGCAUCAAAAGGAUAAAAUGUACUUAACGUACACCGAGUGGACCGAGUUCUAUGGUGGCAAAAAAGUGGAAUCCUUGGAGAAUGAACAUAUUAAAUUUAAACGUUUACCAUUUGGCAAUUGCUGCAUAACCAUGGCACCAUUCGAAAUGCCGUACAGUGAUCUCAAUGGGAAUGUCUUCGAGUAUGAGGCGAUAUUGACAUUCUUGAAGGCAUUUAAAGUCAAUCCCAUUACUGGCCACAAAAUGGACUCCAAAUCCUUGAUUAAACUUAACUUUCACAAAAAUGCCAACGACGAAUACCAUUGCCCCGCGUUGUUUAAGCCCUUCAGCAAAAACUCGCACAUUGUGGCUGUGGGCACAACGGGCAACGUUUACUGCUGGGAGGCAAUCGAUCAGUUAAACAUUAAGACCAAAAACUGGAAAGACUUGGUUGAUGAUACACCAUUCCAACGCAAGGAUAUUAUCACAAUACAAGAUCCCCAGCAUUUGGAAAAGUUCGAUAUAUCCAAGUUCUAUCACAUCAAGAAAAAUUUGCGUGUGUUAACAGCUGAAGAGCAGCUGGAGCGCAAGGAUCCCCUGGGACGCAUCAAGACCAUGAAUAUGGAAACGAAGGAGACGCUGGCACAGCUACAGAAAGAUUAUCAACCAGCGGAAGAGGCACCAUCUGGUUCUAAACGCACAGCAGACAAGUUUAACGCGGCGCACUACUCAACCGGCGCAGUUGCAGCCAGCUUUACAUCCACUGCCAUGAUGCCUGUAUCCCAAAGCGAGGCAGCUAUCAUUGACGAUGAUCUUGUCAAGUACGAGCGGGUCAAGAAGAAGGGCUAUGUGCGGCUGAACACAAAUUUCGGGCCGCUCAACUUGGAACUCUAUUGCGAGCAGACCCCACGCGCUUGUGACAAUUUUAUUAAGCAUUGCGCAGAUGGCUAUUAUAACAACGUGCUGUUUCACCGUUCCAUAAGGAACUUUAUUAUACAAGGAGGGGAUCCAACAGGCACAGGUGCUGGUGGUAAAUCGAUAUGGGGAAAGAUGUUUGAGGACGAGUUCAAGCCUAAUCUAAGCCACACGGGACGCGGCAUGCUGUCAAUGGCUAAUUCGGGGCCCAAUACAAAUGGCUCCCAGUUCUUCAUUACCUAUCGCUCAUGCAAGCAGCUCGACGGUAAACACACAAUUUUUGGCAAAUUAGUUGGAGGCCUUGAGACACUGCAGAAAAUGGAAAACAUUGAGGUGGACAACAAGGACAGGCCCAUUGAGGACAUCAUAAUAGAGAACGCUCAGGUGUUCGUUAAUCCAUUCGAAGAAGCUGUCGAGCAGCUGGCCAAAGAGCGUGCAGAAGAAGCGGCCAGCAAACAGGUGGCGGCCAUAAAGCUUGAGCAGCAAAAACGUUUAAACGAACCGCUUAAAAAGUACCGUGAAGGAGUGGGCAAAUAUCUAAAACCAAGUGCGCCCAAAAACCCAGAACCACAAUCACAAUUGCCUGGAGCGCAGCCUGCGAAAAAGAAGAAGCAUACAAACGGUUUUGGCGAUUUCUCCAGCUGGUAGCUGUACUCAAAUAAACACAUAU
This is a messenger RNA of Drosophila novamexicana, 1651 nucleotides long. RefSeq names its product RING-type E3 ubiquitin-protein ligase PPIL2. Gene Ontology annotation, molecular function: peptidyl-prolyl cis-trans isomerase activity; ubiquitin-ubiquitin ligase activity. Lineage: Eukaryota; Metazoa; Arthropoda; Insecta; Diptera; Drosophilidae. Gene Ontology annotation, biological process: protein folding; protein polyubiquitination; protein peptidyl-prolyl isomerization. Bases 76 to 1629 code for a protein of 517 amino acids. The record is from RefSeq and is a predicted model, not a curated record. Gene Ontology annotation, cellular component: catalytic step 2 spliceosome. The transcript has 4 exons.